Molecule: messenger RNA, 2067 nt
Organism: Cynara cardunculus var. scolymus (artichoke)
Lineage: Eukaryota; Viridiplantae; Streptophyta; Magnoliopsida; Asterales; Asteraceae
Product: probable E3 ubiquitin-protein ligase ARI1
Exons: 7
Coding region: 214-2004 (596 amino acids)
Biological process (GO): ubiquitin-dependent protein catabolic process; positive regulation of proteasomal ubiquitin-dependent protein catabolic process; protein polyubiquitination
Cellular component (GO): ubiquitin ligase complex; cytoplasm
Molecular function (GO): ubiquitin conjugating enzyme binding; ubiquitin protein ligase activity; zinc ion binding
Source: RefSeq, a predicted model, not a curated record
CUCAAGUAAACCCCCCCUUUUUUCUUCCGGUUCCGCCUGUCUCAGCCUCUAUCUCCCUUUUUCGCCGGCAUGCUCACCGGUUUCGAACUUGAUCGUACCGUUUAACAUCCUCCUAAAUCAUCAAACCCUAAUAAUUGACUCAUCAAUUCUUCAUUACAAGGGUUUAUCGAUCGAAUUUUGCACGCUUACACCCGCGCCGUUUCUUGAAGUGCGAUGGAAGUAGAGGAUUGCAUGAGCAGCGGCGGCGAAGAUUACUAUUGCUCAGAUCGUGACUCGCUCGAUGAUGCCCUCGAGAAUGAAGACUCUGAUUCUCAGUGGGCUCCCCCUAAAGGUUCCUCAUCCAAGGUCAUCACAAAAGAAUCUCUUUUGGCUGCACAGAGGGAAGACUUACGCAGAGUUAUGGAAUUACUGUCUCUAAGGGAACACCAUGCACGGACACUACUUAUACAUUAUCGUUGGGAUGUUGAGAAGAUAUUUGCAGUACUUGUAGAGAAGGGGAAAAUUCGCUUGUUUACAGAGGCAGGUUUGCCUAUGCUCGAGUCUCAUGUUCCGGACUCAUCAGUGUCUACUUCUACAAUGAUGUGUGAUAUAUGCAUGGAGGACUUGCCAUCUAGCGAGAAGACAAAAAUGGACUGUGGUCACUGCUUCUGUAACAACUGUUGGACGGAACAUUUUGUUGUAAAAAUAAAUGAGGGACAGAGUAGACGCAUCCGAUGCAUGGCGCACAAAUGUUUCGCAAUAUGUGAUGAGGCCAUAAUCAGGAAUCUAGUUAGUAAAAGGCAUCCUGAUUUGGCUGAGAAAUUUGAUCGUUUUCUUCUCGAGUCAUAUAUCGAGGACAAUAAAAUGGUAAAGUGGUGUCCAAGUACUCCUCAUUGUGGGAAUGCAAUCCGUGUUGAGGAAGAUGAGUUUUGUGAAGUAGAGUGUUCGUGUGGUAAUCAAUUCUGUUUCAGUUGCUUAUGCGAAGCUCAUUCCCCUUGUUCUUGUGCAAUGUGGGCACUUUGGACUAAGAAAUGUCGAGAUGAAUCAGAAACAGUCAAUUGGAUUACGGUCCAUACGAAACCUUGUCCCAAGUGUCACAAACCUGUUGAGAAAAAUGGUGGCUGCAAUCUAGUGAGCUGCAUAUGUGGACAAGCCUUUUGUUGGCUAUGUGGCGGUGCGACUGGUCGGGAUCAUACGUGGUCAAAUAUCACUGGUCAUAGUUGUGGUCGGUACAAGGAAGACCGUGAGAAGAAAUCCGAGCGUGCAAAGCGGGACCUCUAUCGGUAUAUGCAUUAUCACAAUCGUUAUAAAGCUCAUACAGAUUCGUUUAAGCAGGAAUCUAGAUUGAAGGAGACCAUACGGGAUAAGGUAGCAGUUUUGGAAAGCAAAGAUUCACAGUUACGAGAUUUUAGCUGGGUUACAAAUGGACUUUAUCGGCUAUUCAGAUCAAGGCGGUCACUUUCUUAUUCAUACCCAUUUGCAUUUUAUAUGUUUGGUGACGAGCUGUUCAAUGAUGAGAUGACAAAAGAGGAUCUGGAGAUAAAACAGCAUUUAUUCGAGGAUCAGCAACAGCAGCUUGAAACGAAUGUUGAGAAGCUCUCGAAGUUUAUCGAGGAACCAUUUGAUCAGUACCCUGAUGACCGAAUCAUGGAUAUACGGAUGCAAGUCAUCAAUCUUUCAGUGAUCACCGACACCUUAUGCAAGAAAAUGUACGAAUGCAUUGAGACGGAUUUGUUGGGUUCCCUACAAUUUGGCAUCCAUAACAUAGCUCCGUACUACUCGAAAGGGAUCGAGAAGGCAACAGAACUUACCGUCAGUUGGGCUGCAAAAUCAUGCAACGCCGAUAAACGUCAAAAGCUGGCAGAGCCAACCAAUGGUGGUAUGUCGGAAUCUGAUGGGGCGUCAGGGUCGGGCAGUUCAGAAGAAAGCGGGUUUUCAUCGCAGCAGAAAAGGGCGAGAAAAGAUGGGUUCGGAGAGGGGAUGUUUGAUCUGAAUUUGCCAGCAGAUGUUAUCGACAGAAACUGAAUAGUGUUAUUAAACAACUGUGUAUAGUUGCUGAUCUACUCAAUUCUGUGAAUUCAUCUGCAA